Molecule: messenger RNA, 2562 nt
Organism: Torulaspora globosa
Lineage: Eukaryota; Fungi; Ascomycota; Saccharomycetes; Saccharomycetales; Saccharomycetaceae
Gene: REV1
Product: deoxycytidyl transferase
Exons: 1
Coding region: 1-2562 (853 amino acids)
Biological process (GO): error-prone translesion synthesis; error-free translesion synthesis
Cellular component (GO): nucleus
Molecular function (GO): DNA-directed DNA polymerase activity; damaged DNA binding; deoxycytidyl transferase activity
Source: RefSeq, a predicted model, not a curated record
AUGGACGAUGACAAGUUGCUGGCGAUCCUGGAGAGCAGCCAGGAAGGGGAGGAACGGGGACUAGGGCCGGAGGAGCGCGAUCCGGCGGAAACUUUGGGCCGGCUGAGCGACGAUGCGCUCAUCGAGUACAUGACGAAUUUGUCGCAGGGCGCGAGGAAGGACUUCACUAGAGAAGAGUACUUUAGGGAUAAGGAGAUCAAACAACGUGAGCGAGAUGAAGCUACGAGGGCAGGGCUCGGACGGGCGAAUGCUCCGAUAUUUGCCGGGUGUACUAUAUACAUCAAUGGAUACACGAAACCUGGCAGACUGCAGUUGCAUGAGAUGAUUGUGUCGUAUGGCGGGAAAUUCCAACACUACCUUUUGGCCAAGAAGAAAGUCACACACAUAGUGGCGACGAAUCUGCCGCUGAAGAAGAGGCUGGAGUUUCGCAACUACAGGGUGGUGCGGCCGGAGUGGAUCACGGAGUCAAUCGAGCAGCAGAAGUUGCUGCCGUGGCAGGAUUAUGCGUUGUCGUGGGACCAGGAGCAGCGGAGUCUGCAGCUGAAAGUAGCCAGCGCUCCCGUAAGCAGUGCGGUUGAUUGCAAGGAUCCGAAUUUCCUGAAAACUUUUUUUGAGAACUCGCGGUUGCAUCAUCUUUCCAAUUGGAAGGCUGACCUGCGAUCGCGCUUUCUGUCUGAGGGGUUCAACAAGCCGUCUCCCGGCGACGCUCUCUCGAUCUUCCAUAUUGAUUUUGACUGCUUUUUCGCCACUGUAGCUGCGCUUGGUUGCGAGAGCUGCGACAUCAAUAGGGACCCCAUAGUUGUCUGCCACGGUUCGAAGAGCUCCGAUAUAGCAAGUUGCAACUACGUUGCUAGAAAGUACGGUAUCAGGAACGGUAUGUGGGUUUCCAGAGCCAAGUCCCUCUUACCUCCUGGCGUCGAGCUGGUUUCGCUGCCGUACAACUUCAAAGAGAUCGAGGAGAAAUCCAAAAUCUUUUACACUGUGCUGAAGGAGUACAAGAUCAAAUUUGACCUCAUCUUGCCCAUCUCAAUAGACGAGGCCGUCUGUGUUGUGAUCGACCACCACACUCCGCAUCCGAUAGACCGCGAUGAGAUUUGUAGGGAGUUGCGCUCGGAAAUUUGGAAGAGGACGGGAGGCUGUACGGUUAGUAUUGGCUGCUCGAAUACUCUUGUUCUGGCGAGGCUGAAUUUAAAAAUUGCUAAGCCAAAUGGUUACCAUAUUUUGACGCAGCAGCAACUGGUUGAGAAUGAAGCGGAUUGGCACUCUUAUCUUGGCAAGUUCCAGAUCGAUGACUUGCCGGGGAUCGGGUACUCUAUCGUUUCCAAGCUAAGAAGUCUACGUCAGCACCUGAAUAACCUUCUCCAAUUGAAACAAUAUUUCCAUAAUUCGUUGCCGUUAUUGCAGAAGUGUGUUGGUAAGAAAACCGGCAGCAAGAUUCUCAUGUAUCUUCAUGGGAAGGAUGACGAGGAGAGUAGCAGAAUGAUUUUUGAACCGGAAAGCUUCUUUGCCCGCAAAUCUUUGUCGAUAGAAAUCAAUUGGGGGAUAAGGUUCGAUACUGUACAGGAAAUUGACAACUUCAUUGAUACUUGUGCUGAUUAUCUGGUGCAAAAACUACAGGAAAUGAAUAAAAGAACUUCUCAGAUAACUCUCAAAGUGCUGCGUAGAUGUGCGGACGCUCCAAUAGAGCCCCCAAAGUAUUUGGGCUGCGGUGAAUGUGAUGCACUUAGCCACAAUUGCAGGCUUGGCAUUCCGACCUCUGAGCUGGGGGUCAUUGCGACCGAGCUGAAGAGCACUUUUAGACUACUAGGCUGUCCACCUAAAGAUCUUAGGGGCGUUUCAAUUCAGUUUAACAAGUUAAUUGAGGUCUCCUAUGAUCAGAACGAAAAUCAGCAGCGAUUGAAAUUGCCAUUCCAGAAAACUUUGAAUUUCGAUGUUUUCGACAACCUGCCAAGCGAUGUGAAGAAUGACUUCUCAAAAGAACUGAAGCGGCGUAACAUUGUUCUAACUAGCUCACCAAGACCUAAAACUAGCUAUGCGGCAACUUAUGAGGAAAAGUUCAUGGAGGAAUUACCAACGCAGAUACGCAAUGAGGUCAAGAACGACUUGAGAAUAAACCGAAAAAUCACGAGAACAAAGUUGAGUGAGUUGCGAGAACAAAACCGAAAAAAGAAGGAGUCUAUCAGAAAUGUGCGAGCUCAUUUAUUGGGUCAUGAAAGCCUGUUCGAACCUAUUAAAUUCCAAAAGGAAUCGAGGUUCAAAGAUAUUUGUAGAAUUGUAAUGGAAUGGUUCGACGCUACCUUGAUAGAGGGACCCCAUGAGAAGGAUUUAUUACUAUUUGAGAAUUAUUUAGACAAGCUAUCAGAUUCCAAUAGGGUUCCUUUAAUUUUAAGAUUUUCCAAAUUGAUUUCUGUUCGGCUAAACUUAAAAUCUAACCAAUACGGACAAGAAGCGGGAUUCCAGGAAUGGGAACAGUUCCUGCUGAAAAACGUAAUACCUAAACUGAAUAAGAACAAGCACACGUUUCAAACUGUUAGAAAGCUAGAUAUAGACUUCGACAUUUAG